Phycomyces blakesleeanus NRRL 1555(-) is the source of this 1177-nucleotide messenger RNA. RefSeq lists its product as hypothetical. Lineage: Eukaryota; Fungi; Mucoromycota; Mucoromycetes; Mucorales; Phycomycetaceae. The transcript has a single exon. The record is from RefSeq and is a predicted model, not a curated record. The annotation marks the transcript as partial.
AUGCAGUUGGAUGCUGACAAGCUUGUACUGCCAGGGGACUACACGCCAUUAGGGACAAAGAUUGGGCGUGGCUUCCCAUUCAUGAAGGCCGAUGAGUGGAAGUCUUGGUGCUUGGUGUACUCUCCUGUUCUCCUGCGUGGUCGUCUACCUGAAGCUCAUCUCAAUAACUGGACAACGUUUGUCAAUGCAUGUCAGUACCUCUCAAUGCCAAGCAUAUCCAUGGCUCACCUUGAUGAAGCCCAUCAAUCUUUGGAGGCUUUCUGCAGAGAGUGCAAGAAGUUGUAUAAAGCCCCAUUCCUUUCGCCAAACAUGCAUCUCCAUCUUCAUCUGCGAGAGACUGUACUGAACUUUGGCCCGGUUUAUGGCUAUUGGCUUUUUAGUUUCGAAAGAUGCAAUGGUAUCUUGAAAAACUAUGCGACAAAUAGAAAAGACGGGUUUGAGGGAACCUAUAUGAAGAAGUAUCUUGAAGAAGCAUACCAGGGAGAUCUUAUUCGCCAAACUUUGCCAAUAAUUCGACCUGAGCAUUCGGCGAUCAUCCUUGAGCUCACUGCAUCCACUGCCAAUUCCAUAGCCACUUCCACUUCCACUGCCACCUCAAUCCAAUUCGAUAUCAAUGCUUUUCUUGAUUCUCCUGAGAUCAACUUUGAUAUUGUCAAGGGAAACGAGCCUUUGCCCCCUUCCGCACUUCCUUUAGCUCUAAAGGGGGAGAUUUCCAUGGAUGAAUCCGAGUAUGAGCAUUUGUUGGAAUACUAUCGCGAGACAUACGAUGAUCAAACUCUUGUUCAUUAUCGUCAGGCUGGUCAUUCCGAUAAUUUUGUUAACAAUCGGAUACAGAAGUUUGAAUCAAUCAAUCUUCUUGGGCAAAUCUACAAGAGCAAAACGAAGAAUCAGCGUGGGUCGUUCAUGCAAGCCUUGUUUGAGACAAGUGAUGGUAGAAGUACCAAGCCAUACGCGGGCCAAAUUCAGUACCUCUUUGUCAAUACUGCUGUAAACUCGUUUGCUGGUCAUGCGAGCCAGCAUGUAUUUGCAUAUGUACGAUGGUACAAGGAAGUUUUACUUCAGCCCAGAGCAGGAGAAGGAGUUGAGGUGAAUGAGGUGGGGUUCGAAGAUGACAGCAUGAACAGCAUUCUCCCAGUGCAUAGAAUCUGCUAUCCAGUCGCAGUAGGCGAGCACCUUG